Molecule: messenger RNA, 2482 nt
Organism: Etheostoma spectabile (orangethroat darter)
Lineage: Eukaryota; Metazoa; Chordata; Actinopteri; Perciformes; Percidae
Gene: runx1t1
Product: RUNX1 partner transcriptional co-repressor 1
Exons: 11
Coding region: 523-2385 (620 amino acids)
Biological process (GO): DNA-templated transcription; negative regulation of DNA-templated transcription
Cellular component (GO): nucleus
Molecular function (GO): transcription corepressor activity
Source: RefSeq, a predicted model, not a curated record
CCGAGUGGAGGCAGAGUGCCGCUACUCCUCUUCCCCACGCCAACGGAGACGCUGAAAACAAGGACCCCCUUGACCGAGGGUGUGUACACGUUUUUUUCCGUCAUAUUUCAAAACUGAUUUCUACAAUCUAGACCGACUAGACGUUUAAAGGAUUUCGGAGGAAAGUGCAAAAAUACGGAUUGAAAAUCAGACGGGUGCCCUGCGCCCUACUGCAUCCUCCCUCUCCACCUCUGUCUCAUCUCUCCUCUUUCUCUGCCUCUACGCUUUUACAAGACUCCUGGCUUCUCCCAUCCCGAAUAUCCUUAGUGACUGAUCACUUAUUACAAAGCCUUGAGCUGCCCUUCUUCUUUUGUCGGAGUUUGAACCCCAUUUCUGUGCUGCUGGAAGUAUACCGCCAGAGCCCCUGAGAGCUGGCUGGACUCUGUAGCUUUCGUCUACCCGAUACAAGCGGAUCAUCGAGGGGACCUUGCGCUGAGUCAAAAGGACUGGAAAUUAUUUAGCCCUCUCACAUCAACGUACCGCAUGGUGGGAAUUUCUGCCUCUUUUCAGUAUCGCACUGGGAAGCGCUCCACCAUGCCCGACUCACCUGCGGACGUCAAGACACAGUCCAGGUUGACCCCCCCUACCAUGCCGCCCCCACCCAGCACGCAAGGAGCACCCCGAAACAGCUCCUACACCCCCACCACAUUAACCAAUGGCAGCAGCCACUCUCCUACAGCGCUUAACGGUGCUCCAUCUCCUCCAAACGGCUACAGCAAUGGUCCUAGCUCCUCCUCCUCAUCCUCUCUGGCCAACCAGCAGCUGCCGCCGGCCUGCGGCGCCCGGCAGCUCAGCAAGCUCAAGCGCUUUCUCACAACUCUACAGCAGUUUGGCAAUGACAUCUCACCUGAAAUCGGCGAGCGGGUCCGCACAUUAGUGCUGGGACUAGUGAAUUCCACACUAACCAUCGAAGAAUUUCACUCCAAGCUCCAAGAAGCCACCAACUUCCCUCUGCGACCUUUUGUCAUACCCUUCUUGAAGGCCAACCUGCCGCUCCUUCAGAGGGAGCUGCUGCACUGUGCAAGGCUGGCCAAACAGAACCCAGCUCAAUACUUGGCCCAGCAUGAGCAGCUGCUCCUGGACACCAGCACCACCUCCCCAGUGGACUCCUCUGAACUCCUGCUGGAUGUCAACGAGAAUGGCAAGAGAAGGACCCCAGACAGAACCAAAGAGAACGGCUUUGAGCGAGAUGGCGCCCUGCACCCGGAUGUUCACCCUAGCAAGCGGCCCUGCACCAUAAGCCCCGCCCAACGCUUCAGCCCAUCCAAUGGGCUCUCCUACCAACCCAACGGAAUGCCCCACCCAGGCCCACUCCCUCCACAGCACUACAGGCUGGAUGACAUGGCCAUCGCCCAUCACUACCGGGACACCUACAGACACCCCGCCUCUAAUCAUCGGGAAAUCCGGGAGCGAGCCAGGCCUAUUGGUAUGCAUACAGGGACCAGGCAGGAAGAAGUGAUUGACCACAGGCUGACAGACAGAGAGUGGGCUGAGGAGUGGAAGCACCUUGACCAUGUAAGAAAACUGCUGAACUGUAUCAUGGACAUGGUGGAGAAGACAAGGCGCUCACUAACAGUACUGCGGAGGUGCCAGGAGGCCGACCGCGAGGAGCUCAACUACUGGAUCCGGCGAUACAGCGACGCUGAAGAGCUGAAGAAGGGCGCCACUAGUGGGCAGUCAAGGCAGCAGAGCCCAGCAGCGCAGGAAAAUGCAACACCAGAAAUUCACAGGGAGCUGCUGCACCGGCCCGUGUCUGGCUACGUCCCUGAAGAGAUCUGGAAGAAAGCUGGUACUGGAGGCUUGACUUCCUCUGUCUCCACACUCUUUCCAGAAGAGGCUGUGAAUGAGGUGAAGCGACAGGCCGUGUCAGAGCUACAAAAGGCUGUGUCAGAGGCCGAGCGUAAGGCUCACGAGAUGAUCAGCAGCGAGCGGGCCAAAAUGGAGCGUACUGUAGCCGAGGCCAAGCGACAGGCUGCCGAGGACGCAAUCUCCAUAAUCAACCAACAGGAGGACUCCAGCGAGAGCUGCUGGAACUGUGGCCGCAAAGCCAGUGAAACGUGUAGCGGCUGCAACACGGCACGCUACUGCGGCUCUUUCUGCCAGCAUAAGGACUGGGAGAAGCACCACCAUGUCUGUGGUCAGACCCUCCAGGCCCAGCAGCAGCAGCAGGCCAGCCAGCAGCAGGGAGGAGUCCCAGGGUCAGAGACCCCCGCUCCCAUCAGCUCCUCCGCCUGCACCCCAAGCAGCGGGACUGGAAGUCCGGCCGCUACCCCGCCUGCUGCUACUCCUCGCUCCUCCACUCCCAGCACUCCGUCCUCCUCUGCCCUGGAUGGCACUCCGCGCUAAGAGACUCACACGGAGGAUGGAGGCAAAGGACACCCCUUAACCCCACAAACAGCAUGACUGUCUACAUUGCCUUGCAGAGAUACUAAGCUAACGUGGC